Erigeron canadensis is the source of this 1340-nucleotide messenger RNA. RefSeq lists its product as uncharacterized. The transcript has 7 exons. The coding region runs from base 1 to 1056 and encodes 351 amino acids. NCBI's taxonomy places the organism in Eukaryota, Viridiplantae, Streptophyta, Magnoliopsida, Asterales, Asteraceae. The record is from RefSeq and is a predicted model, not a curated record.
AUGCCUUAUUUAUUAACACUAAAAGCCCCAUUUUCACAUUCAUCGUCAUCAUGUCAAAGUAAUCAUCAUCAUCAUUCUCAGCUGCUGCUGCCGGCGGCGGCGAGGUCAUGUUCUUCGUCAUCUUCUUCGUCGUCGACGUCGCUUUACGUUGCGAAAAACCGAACGUUUAACACUAACAAUAGAGGGAGAUUAAGACUGAGACUGCGAGCAGAAUCUCAACAAAAUGAAUUUUCUCAAACUAAUGGUUCUCAACAACAACAACAACCUAACGGUUCUGCGACAAGCCGGAGGGAUAUUCUACUUGAGUAUGUGAAAAAUGUGAAGCCAGAAUUUAUGGAGUUGUUUGUUAAAAGAGCUCCUCAGCAGGUUGUAGAUGCCAUGCGCCAAACGGUAACAAACAUGAUUGGAACGCUACCCCCUCAGUUUUUUGCCGUAACAGUUACUACUGUUGCUGAGAAUCUUGCACAGCUCAUGUACAGUGUUUUGAUGACUGGGUAUAUGUUCAGAAAUGCACAGUAUCGGCUGGAAUUGCAACAAAGCUUGGAGCAAGUUGCCCUACCUGAUACGUCACAGGAGACAAAGGAUACACCAGAUUUUGCGCCAGGUACACAGAAAAAGGUUACAGGGGAAGUUAUCAGAUGGAAUAAUGUUUCCGGUCCUGAGAAAAUAGAUGCAAUCAAGUACAUUGAGUUGCUUGAAGCAGAAGUUGAGGAACUUAAUCGUCAAGUAGAAAGAAUAUCUGCCAAUGGAUCAAAUGAAUUGUUGGACUAUCUCAAGUCUCUUGAGCCCCAAAAUCUGAAGGAUUUGACGAGUAGUGCUGGAGAGGAUGUGGUGGUUGCAAUGAAUACAUUCAUCAAACGUCUUUUGGCUGUUUCGGAUCCCACACAAAUGAAGACUAGUGUGACGGAAACAAGUGCCCCAGAACUAGCCAAGCUACUUUAUUGGCUAAUGGUGGUAGGAUACAGUAUACGUAACAUUGAAGUUCGUUUUGAUAUGGAACGAGUUUUGGGCAGUCCACCAAAGCGUCAAGAGCUACCUCCAGCUGAAAACAUCUGAUAAAAAUAUAUAGACCGUAUCAAUCAUGAUGACAACACCAUACUCGUUCCUUGUUUGUCCAAACCUUUGAUGUUAAAUAUAUGACAUUUAAGUUACUGGAAAUUUUAAUCCAGAUUUCAGUAUUUUAGAAAAUGCUGAAAAACGGAAGGAAUUAGUUUGGUUAUUGGUGUUCAAAAAUUGUCAUUUUAGGAUCUUCAUAAUUUUUCUAGCAACCAUCUGAGUUUUUGUAUUCUGAAUGAUGAUUCAUUUCUUCCCCUCGGUAGCAAUAUUUUCAAGGUUGCUCA